Messenger RNA from Manduca sexta (tobacco hornworm), 429 nucleotides. RefSeq names its product general odorant-binding protein 99a (gene Obp99a). The record is from RefSeq and is a predicted model, not a curated record. Gene Ontology annotation, molecular function: odorant binding. The transcript has 3 exons. The annotation marks the transcript as partial. Lineage: Eukaryota; Metazoa; Arthropoda; Insecta; Lepidoptera; Sphingidae. Gene Ontology annotation, biological process: sensory perception of smell.
GUUGCUUUACAGGGAAUAACUGAAAAGCAAAGGCUUCAUAUACGAGAGGAAUUAAUUGAAAUCGGCACAGAAUGUAUUCUAAAAAACCCUAUUACGAUAGAAGAUGUUAGGUCUUUUAGAAAUAAACAAUUUCCCAACGGUGCAAACGCAGGAUGCUUUAUUGCUUGCGUAUUUAAUAAAGCAGGAAUUUUUAAUGACGAAGGGUUAGUGUCGAAAAAAACUGCAACAGAAAAAGCAACAAAAGUCUUCGAUGACGAAACUGAAUUAAAGAAUUAUGAACAAUUUAUUGCUGUGUGUGAUAAAGUUAACGAAGAAAGCGUAAGCGAUGGGCAAAAAGGUUGCGAACGGGCGAAACUAGCAUUCCAAUGUCUCAUUCAAAACUCCAAACAGGUAUUUAUACCAUACAAUUUAUUGCUAGGCAGUAGAUAA